Messenger RNA from Capra hircus (goat), 1946 nucleotides. RefSeq names its product membrane associated ring-CH-type finger 3 (gene MARCHF3). The record is from RefSeq and is a predicted model, not a curated record. Gene Ontology annotation, biological process: protein ubiquitination. Lineage: Eukaryota; Metazoa; Chordata; Mammalia; Artiodactyla; Bovidae. The transcript has 6 exons. Gene Ontology annotation, molecular function: zinc ion binding; ubiquitin-protein transferase activity. Bases 409 to 1170 code for a protein of 253 amino acids.
GAGCCGGGUUGCCUCUACGCGGCUGUCCGCCUCAUUCUCAGAGCAGGUCCGCGAAUUGUCGGCGCGCUCCGGGCAGCUGCUGAGCCGGGGCUACCAUCGGGCUUGUAGUGCUCCCUCCGAGGUGCCUGCCGGAGCUAAUGUGCCCCGGUCGGCCAGGGCUAGAGCUGUCGCCGGUUCGGGGCAACUUGGGAUUCAGGACUCGCAGCAGGGGCGUCGGUUUGCGAUCGGGACUCGGCUACGAGGAUACUGCUACAUGAGACUCCUCUUUGAUAUCAGUGUAAAUGACCAGAGAGUCGAGUAUACCAUUCUACUUUGACCUCAGUCAGAACCCUGAGCCUGCCUGUGACAAGAGAUGGAAAUCCUGUAUGAAUGUGGAAGCCAUUAGCAGAGUAAUUGCUGUCUGUUACCAUGACAACCAGCCGCUGCAGUCACCUGCCCGAAGUGCUGCCAGACUGCACCGGCUCUGCUGCGCCCGUGGUGAAGACUGUGGAGGACUGUGGCAGCCUGGUGAAUGGGCAGCCGCAGUAUGUCAUGCAAGUUUCCGCUAAGGACGGGCAGCUGCUGUCAACAGUAGUGCGGACCCUUGCCACCCAGAGUCCCUUCAAUGACCGGCCGAUGUGCAGGAUCUGCCACGAGGGCAGCAGUCAAGAGGACUUGCUCUCUCCGUGUGAAUGUACAGGGACCUUGGGGACAAUUCAUCGGAGCUGCCUGGAACACUGGCUGUCGUCCUCAAACACCAGCUACUGUGAACUCUGCCACUUCAGGUUUGCAGUCGAGCGCAAACCCAGGCCGUUAGUGGAGUGGCUCAGAAACCCAGGUCCCCAGCACGAGAAGCGGACUCUGUUUGGAGACAUGGUGUGCUUCUUGUUCAUCACCCCGCUGGCCACCAUCUCGGGCUGGCUCUGCCUGCGGGGCGCUGUGGACCACCUGCACUUUAGCAGUCGGCUCGAAGCCGUCGGACUGAUUGCACUCACUGUUGCACUCUUCACUAUUUACCUCUUUUGGACACUAGUGUCAUUUAGGUACCACUGUCGAUUGUACAACGAAUGGCGUCGGACCAAUCAGAGGGUGAUUCUCCUCAUUCCAAAGUCUGUCAACAUCCCUUCCAACCAGCAGUCCCUGCUGGGCCUCCACUCUGUCAAGAGGAACUCAAAGGAGACAAUUGUUUGAUGUUUGUGUGUUUUUGGGUGGUUGAUUUGUUGUUUGGGGUUUGGAAGUUUCUGCACUGGGGCCAUGCACUGAGCCACUCCCAAACCCUUCCUCAAGCCUGUGGGUCGAAGAACAUCCAGAGCCAUGUAAUCACAUCGCCCUGACCAAUGGACUCCGCCCGAAGAAAGAGAAUGCUCUUUGACUUCAAAUCAUGGAUGCUGCAAUCAUAUGAUAUUUGCUAAGCUGCCAAACAUGUUUAUUUAGCAGAUAUGGAAUUUUCUGAACACCUCUUUCACAUGUGAGGAAGGUUGUCCUGCUAAGGAUGCAAUUCAAUUCUUCCUUUUUUAUUACUAUUUCAAAUAUAAAUAUAUAUAUAUAUAUUAAACUUAGAUGAUAAUCAAAAUUGAAAAGCCGAUGUUAAAACUGGUUUCCUGGUGUGAAUGGGUUUUGUUUGGGUUCAUUGGUUUGUUUCCCAGUUUUUACUGUAGAUUCUUUGGGGUAAUUUGAUAGCUUGAGUGGUCUUUUCCAUCUCUUCCAAGUCCCUUCCUCAAGGGGACAGCAUAACUGCAGGACAAGUCAUAUUUGAAGGAUGUUUUAUACUAAAAUCCAUUUAAUUAUUCAGUUUUUAAAGAAAAAAAAAAGGCGUGACAACUCUCCCCACAGUGAACUGUUUAUUUAAACUUCAGUAAGGAGAAAAACAAUUUAUGGUGAGAAGCACGCUCCUUUCAACUUGUUUGGUACUGACAGCUGAUAGAAGCUAUUUUCUAAUAAUAAAUACCCAGUGUGUGAAAGACAAA